Molecule: messenger RNA, 1512 nt
Organism: Paramecium tetraurelia
Lineage: Eukaryota; Ciliophora; Oligohymenophorea; Peniculida; Parameciidae
Exons: 4
Source: RefSeq, a predicted model, not a curated record
AUGUUUUUUACUUAGAAAAUAGUCAAGUUCGUUAUAUUACCUUAUAAAAGUGCCCUUCCAAUUAAGUUCAAUUUAUAAAUUGGAGCGAACAUGGUUGGAAAUACACAGGAACAUGAGGUUUGUAUAAAUAAUAAAUAAAUUGUGAAUAACCAUUGUUGUGUUGUUGUGAAUGAAGAUGAGAUAGAACUUAUAGUUUUGGAUGGUCCAGUCUUUUAUAAGAAUGCAGAUGGAGAAUUUGAAUAAUUGGCUAAGAAUUCCGUUCUUAGUUUAAAUAUUGAAUCCGCGGAUUUUUUAAUUCGAUUAGGGUAAACUAUAGAAGCUAAAGUUUAAGUGCUUGAUGGAACGUAGAAUCCCUCUCAAGUCAAAUAGUAGCCUUAAAAGGAAAUAUAAAAGGAACCAUAACCGGAACCCAAAGAAUUCAAUUUACAAGAACGACUAUCUACCAUAGAGGUAAAAGUAGUCGAGAGUUUAUACACAUCACCUUCAAAUGAAUUGCAAUUUUUACAUUCUAAUCAUGAACAAGAAUAAGUUAAUGUUGAUUUAAAAUAAGAUGAAGAUAUCAACUCUGUUUCUUUUAAUUAGCAACAAGAAAACAAUGCAUCAAAACAUAAGGAUUAGAGGGAUAAUGACGAAUUGAAAAAGAAGAAUGAAAGUAAUUAAAGAUCUGAUUUGUUUUAAUUCAGUGAUUAUGAGUAAUAAACUGAAAUGUUAUCUCGUGGAACUCCUGAUUUUAACAAGAACUCAAAGGAUAAAAAAAGUGGAGCAAAUAAGACAAAAUAGAAAAAGAAAUAAUCCACUUUAGAUUACUUAAUUAUGCCAUAACGAAAAGAUAGGGAAAGUUCUCCUAAAAAGAAGAGUCAUCAUAAAUUGUCAAAAGAAAUAAAAAAAGAAAGUAAUAGGAUGAGUCAAAGAAAGUGCAGCAGAUGGAAGUUCUAUAUAGCUUUUUCAGGAUUUCACCCAAGCAGAGAAGAAUAAUAGUUUUUAUUAAUUUAGAAUAUUCAAGUAUGUUUAGAAGAUUACAAUUUUAAUAUGUUAAUUAUGGAAGACAAUGUCUCAUUGAGAUCAAUUAAAUUAUUGAUUGCUUUGGCUAAAGGAAUCCCUAUCAUUUCUAGAGAUUGGUUAACCAGAUCUAUAAAUUAGUAUGAGAUUCUUGAUCACAACUAGUAUCAAGUCAAGUUUUCUAAUGAGUUUUGCAAAGAAUACAAUUUUGAUUUUAAGCAAUAUUAAAAAAGACUCUUAAAAUGUAAGGAAGCUAAAAUACUACCUUUAGAAGGAGUGAUAAUAUUUGUUCCGAAGAGAAUGAACUACCAUAUUGAACAUUUCGAAUUAGAAUAUUUGGUAGAAUCCUUAGGUGGGAAGUUUGUACAUUAAAUACAUGAUGACGAUGGAGAAGCAUAGAUUUAUAUGCUUAUACCUAAAGAUCAAACUAAGAUUGUAGGGUAUGACUAAUACUAACAAAGUCCUAUUGAAUGCUUAUUCAAGAGUGCAUUGAAAUAUAAAAAUCUCCUUUGA